Molecule: messenger RNA, 4646 nt
Organism: Osmerus eperlanus (European smelt)
Lineage: Eukaryota; Metazoa; Chordata; Actinopteri; Osmeriformes; Osmeridae
Gene: ect2
Product: epithelial cell transforming 2
Exons: 26
Coding region: 398-3610 (1070 amino acids)
Biological process (GO): intracellular signal transduction; regulation of cytokinesis, actomyosin contractile ring assembly; nervous system development
Cellular component (GO): nucleus; cell cortex
Molecular function (GO): GTPase activator activity; guanyl-nucleotide exchange factor activity
Source: RefSeq, a predicted model, not a curated record
UUCAGAUUGAGGCGCAGGAUGUCUACGGGAGCACAGAUCGCUGCAAUGGAUCUAACAGCUGUCAAACGAUUAAAUUAAGUAGAUUAGAGACAUCCAAGCACAUGUUGCGAAUAUUUAAGUAUUUAUUAAACCUUGAUAGUAGGUGGGAACUGUUUGAUUGUUGGCUAUAGUGGAAAAAUCUGGAUUUUGUUAGGCUGAUCGAUCAAAACUGAGGAUCGCGUUUGUGUCGCAAGUUCACUAGCUGGCCAUCUUGAGUUUGCUGAACUGGUCGACCAGCCAGUUUACCUGCGAGGUGAUAGCUUGCUAGCUUGCUAUUCAGCCUCCAACUGCUAGCUUGAGUUCUUCAUUCAAACGUUUGGCAUUGGACUGUGCUGCCAGUGUGGCCUGUCAGGGCAUCAUGGCUGACAGCAGUAUCAUUACCUUGGGGACUGCUCGCAGUUUGCUGGUGGACGUGUCUGUCUGCGACUCCAGGAUGGUAGACCACACGUUCCUGGACAUGGCUUGUGAUGACAUGGAAGACAUGCUGCCGCGAGUGGAGACCAGAGUGGUGCUGGUGGGAGAUGCAGGCAAAAAUGAAGCACUCGUCAAAGCACUACAGGCCAUCAAAGUGAUGGAGGUUCCCGUGGUUAAGCUAAAGGGCGGAGAACCAGGCCUCAAUGCCGGAGAGAAACUCAUGAUUAAGUCUAUAGUCAAUAUGGACAUCAACAAAACCUGCUUGAAGACGGACAACGUCCGGGAGUUCGGGGACGGCGAGAAUGCCGAGUUUGAGACGGUGUUUGUGCUCAAGGACUUCGACACGCCCGACUACAGCUACCUGUACAAGAACGACAACCGCAUCGUGGGUCCCCCUGUGGUGCUGUACUGUGCUGGGAGGGAGGAGCCUCUCCCGUUCUCCUCACGGCCUCUCUACUCCACCACCAUGCUGAACCUCUCCCUGUGUUUCACCGGCUUCAGGAACAAGGAGGAAGUGAAAAACCUGGUGAACCUGGUGCACCACAUGGGCGGUACAAUCCGGAAGGACUUCAGCACCAAGGUGUCCCACCUCAUCGCCUACUCCACGCACGGAGAGAAGUACAAGCUGGCCGUGUGCAUGGGGACCCCCAUCCUCACCCCCGCCUGGAUCCACAAGGCCUGGGAGCGCAGGGAUGAGGUAACCUUCCAUGCCGGCGACGAGGCGUUCCGCACCGAGUUCAAGGUGCCGCCCUUCCAGGACUGCGUGCUGAGUUUCCUGGGCUUCUCCGAGGAGGACAAAACCAACAUGGAGGAGAGGACCCUCAAACACGGUGGUCUCCAUCUGGAGGUGGGAGAUGAGAAGUGCACACAUAUGGUUGUCGAGGAGAACUCCGUGAAAGAGCUGCCCUUCGCGCCAGCCAAGAAGCUCUACGUGGUCAAACAGGAGUGGUUCUGGGGCAGCAUCCAGAUGGAUGCCAGGGCAGGGGAGUCCAUGUACUCCUAUGAGAGGACGGACAGCCCCACGAUGAAAAAGGCUGUGUCGCUGCUCUCCCUCAACACCCCCAACAGCAACCGCAAGAGACGGCGCCUCAGGGACACCCUGGCCCAGCUCACCAAGGAGACGGACAUCUCGCCCUUCCCCCCCCGCAAGCGUCCCUCGGCCGAGCACUCCAUGUCCAUGGGCUCCCUGCUGGACUUCUCCAACACCCCGGACACGUGCAAGGCCCUGGCAGAAGCCAGUGUAGGAAGCGGCAGGCGUAGGAGAGGUGGAGGAAUGGAGGAGAGGAGGAGCAGGCGAACGAGGGAGAGGAGGAGUAGGACAGACAGGCAGGGCGACUGCUCCUUCCAACGCACUAGCACCCCCCAGCCAGCCUCGGCCCUCCCCAGCCCCCAACAGCACACGCCGUUCAGGGAGUCCUCCCUCAGAGAACCAGGCCCCGGUCUCCAGACCUCCAGCCCCUGUCCCGACCAGCCUCACCCAGAGACCCUGUCCCCCAGUCCCCACCAGUCACUCACAGAGAGCACUCCUAUUUUCAGUCUCCAGCAGUACCACCCUCUGUGUCCAAGCCCCUGCCAGGCCCACACUAGACAGGCUGACCCCAGAGAGAGCCCUUUCAGCUCCAAGCAGCUCCCUCAGCCAGCAGACACGGAAGCCACCUCCAGGACGGUGGACUCCAUUUCCCAGGAGGCAGUGCGUCUCAGGGAAAGUCUGAACAAAUCAGAGAGUUCCAGGCCGUCGAAGAGCUCCACCCCGGCCCCGGGCAAGCAGUCGGCCAGGUGGCACGUCUCCAAGGAGCUGUACCAGACAGAGAGCAACUACGUGGGCAUCCUCUCCACCGUGCUGCAGCUGUUUAAGAUCCCCCUGGAGAAGGAGGGCCAGGUGGGCGGGCCCAUCCUGGCCCCGGAGGAAAUGAAGACCAUAUUUGGCAGCAUCCCCGAAAUCUACGACGUCCACACCAGGAUCAAGGCUGACCUGGAGGAGCUGGUGAUGGACUGGUCUGAGGACAAGAGCGUAGGAGACAUCAUCCUCAAAUACUCUAAAGACCUGGUCAAGGCCUACCCGCCGUUCGUCAACUUCUUUGAGAUGAGCAAGGAGACCAUCGUCCGCUGUGAGAAACAGAAGCCUCGCUUCCACGCCUUCCUCAAGAUCAACCAGUCCAAGCCUGAGUGUGGUCGUCAGACCCUGGUGGAGCUGCUCAUCCGUCCUGUACAGAGACUACCCAGUGUAGCGCUGCUGCUCAACGACAUCAAGAAGCACACGUCCGAUGACAACCCUGACAAGGUCACCCUGGAGAGGGCCAUCGAGUCCCUCAGGGAGGUGAUGACCCACAUCAACGAGGACAAGAGGAAGACGGAAGGGCAGAAACAGAUCUUUGAUGUCGUUUACGAGGUGGACGGCUGCCCGGCCAACCUGCUGUCCUCCCAUCGUAGUCUGGUCCACCGCGUUGAGACCAUCGCCCUGGGAGACAAGCCGUGCGACCGUGGCGAAAACGUCACCCUCUUCCUCUUCAACGACUGUCUGGAGAUUGCCAGGAAGCGUCACAAGGUGAUCAGUACGUUCCGGAGCCCCCUGGGCCAGACCAGACCCCCGGCCCACCUCAAACACAUCACCCUCAUGCCCCUGUCCCAGAUCAGGAGGGUGCUGGACCUGCAGGACACCGAGGAUUGCCAGAAUGCCUUUGCCCUGGUGGUGCACCCCCCCACGGAGCAGGAGAACCUGCUGUUCAGCUUCCAGCUGAGCGGGGAGGACACCGUCAAGACCGCCUGGCUCAAGAUGCUCUGCAGACACAUCGCCAACACCAUCUGCAAGGCUGACGCGGAGGACCUGAUCCAGAACACAGAGCCUGACUCGGUGCAGGUCAGCACCAAGGACAUGGACAGCACCCUGAGCAAGGCCUCCCGGGCCAUCAAGAAGACCUCCAAGAAGGUGACCAGGGCCUUCUCCUUCACCAAGACCCCCAAGCGUGUGAUCCAGCGGGCCUUCAUGGCCAGCAGCACCCCAGACGAGAGGAGCCCCCGGCUGGGCUCCCACAACAUGGGCCGCAUGGGCAGCAGCUCCACCCUGGCGGCUGGCCAUUCUCCCUCCAUGGUCAACCUGUCCUCCAUGUUCGAGAGGAAGUACCACACGUUCAGCCGAUCGACCACCCACCUCAUCUGACUUCUCCCUCACCCCCUGCUCCUCCCACCCUCUCUUCCUCCCCCGCCCGGCCCCCCCUCAUCCUCACCCCCGGGGACACAGACAGAUACAGAAGCGCAGGCGGGAUGAAACACACUACUGUAACUUGGGUUCCGUUCGGACGUUCCCUCUGGUUGAUAUGCUAUGGUACUGCACUGUGUUAGGGUCUAAAGUGUUUGUUUGAUUGAUACAGGCUGUGUGGAUGGCCUGGCUGGUCAAAAUGAAGGAUGCUCUCGUUUGAACAAUGUUACGAACUGACCCUCCGUGCUUUGUUGGCACUUUUACUUUUGGCUUAUCGAAUUAACUUCACUUAUAUAUAUCAUUUAUUGAGAUUUAGUUUCACCGACAUAUUCUAUGUAGAUUUUGACGCAGCCAAUGAAAGUAUUUCUUUGUUUUAUGGGAACAAGCCUGUUGGUUUCAGUUGUUAAUAGCGUCCAGCUUUUAUAAAGCUCUCGAAUAGUUUUUACUUUUCAUGCAAAGGAUCAGGAUUAGGGGGGAAUUCAAGCAAACUGAAAAAUGAGCACAUGCUCUCUGCCAUGAUGUGCAUUUGUUUCUUGUUUUAAAAAGCCGAUGGUUUUACUCCGUCAAGGUUUUCUGUUUGAGAAGGGAAAGGGUGUCGUCCAAGUAGUCUAUAUAUUUAUUCUUCAGAAUCAUUUUAUAAAUCUAUUAAAAAAAAAGUACGUUUCUCUUAUUCUCCCCCCUAUUUUUUUUUCUUCUUCUUAGUAUUUGUGUUUUUCUCCUUUUGGUUUGUUAUACCUUUUCAAUGUUCUUAUUUGUUUGUUUGUCUUGUACGUAUCAAAUGCUUUUUCACAUGACUGAUUUAGUAUAUUUCUACUGUUUUAUUUGGUUAUGUCGCUCCGUUAUCCAUUCUUGUCACCAGCUGAAUAAAAAAAAAAAGAAAUUCGUAUUUUCACCCCAUUUAUUUGUCUUGAAUAGUGACUGUUAUUAUGUCAAGUCACUGACUGGUUGAAAGUGAUUGUAUCCAUUUGUUAAAUUUUAAUAAAAUUCCCUCUUUAUA